AUGCGCUCGGAGAAGGAGGCGGCCGGUGGGGCCGGGUCGACCGGGGCUGCAGUGGCUACUCGGGGCUCGAGUGGGAGGGAGAAGCUGUCAGCGUCCGCCCCCCGCGGAGGGCCGGCCAUGGAGAUUCAGUUCCGCUGGGAGUCGCCGCGGCGGGAGCCCGAAACGCAGUCGGCCUCCACCUCUGGCUGUGGGGGUAGCGGGAGCGGCGCGGGCAAACCACGCGAGGAGAAGAGGACGCUUCUGAGCAAGGUUGUCAUUCGGCGGCUCCCUCCCAGUCUCACCAAGGAGCAGCUGGAAGAGCAGCUACAUCCGCUUCCUGCGCACGAUUAUUUUGAAUUCUGUACUGCCAAUCUUAGUCUUUAUCCUCAUCUCUACUCAAGAGCAUACAUUAAUUUUAGAAAUCCUGAUGACAUCCUUCUCUUUAGAGAUCGUUUUGAUGGAUAUAUCUUCAUUGACAGUAAAGGGUUAGAAUACCCUGCAGUGGUAGAAUUUGCUCCAUUCCAAAAGAUAUCCAAAAAAAAGCUAAAGAAAAAAGAUGCCAAAACGGGAAGCAUUGAAGAUGACCCAGACUAUAAGAAGUUUUUAGAAGCUUACUGUAAGGAGGAAGAGAAAACUAGUGCCAGUCCUGAAACUCUUCUGGGAGAGAUAGAGGCAAAGACAAGAGAGCUCAUUGGUCUGUUUCGCUCAUUUCUUCUCUCUACUGUAUUGAGAUCUAGAAGAACCACGCCUCUUUUGGAGUAUAUUAAAAAUAGAAAAUUAGAAAAGCAGCGAAUUCGAGAAGAGAAGCGAGAAGAACGAAGGAGGAGGGAGUUAGAAAGGAAACGCUUGCGGGAAGAAGAGAAAAGGAAAAGGAGAGAAGAAGAAAGAUCUAAGAGAAAAGAGGCAGACAAACAAAAGAAAAUUGUUGAGAAAGAAAUAAGAUUCAAGGACCGCCCAGCCCUGCAGUUAUACCAGCCAGGCGCUCGCACCCAAGCCCGUUUGGGCUCUGCGAGUAACACCUGUGAGUGUGGUGGGACGCGCACCGAGGAGAGCGGUGAUGGGCGGAAGUAUGAGGCAGACGCCUCACCUGGGGCUGCAUCUAAGAAGAGCAAAGAGGCGGAGUAAACCCAUGUGUAAGCCAAGUUUGUGAGGGGUGUUAACUUCCCACUCAGUUUUCCAGAGAUUAGAAGGGGCGUUCCUGACAUAUGUCAGUCACCCUAGGAUAUAACCUACGGUGCAAGGUAAAUUUAUCCCUGACAAGGAAACUAAAAGCUAGAAAUACAGAAAGGUGGCUUACAAACAUCUAGAAACCAUUCUUAAGAAAGAAGUGUUUUUUCUUUAAUUGGGAAAAAUUGUUGUAGGUUUUCCCAUUUCCAGAAUAAACUCCUAUUAAUUGUUUAGCCAAAACAGAGAAAAUGGUCUCCUUUGGAAAGUAUGACCAAAACAGGGAAGAAAAUUAGUAUUGUGUCGGUGUGAAUUUGGAAGCACUUUAUAUAUUGUAGGAAUAAUUUGCACUUUAUGUUUUGUACAUUUUUAAGUAUAUACUUUAUAUCUCAUUGUGCUGCUUCUGGUUAGUUUUCUGUGAGCCAUAAUGUCAGCGAAGUGAGCAGUGCUCAUUUCAGUUGGUUCUGUGGAAUCAGCCACUUCUGCGCCUUCUGUUAUAAGCAUCCCCAAGGUUAUUUUUUAGAACAAUCCCUCUAAUACAGUCCAUAACACUAUGUAACAUUCAACAACUUUAAAUUAUUGUUGUUCUAACAGUUUGGCCAUUGACAUGAAAAAUUGUUUCACGGUCUUUUGAUGUGUUCAUGGUUAUACCAAUUAUGCUUUUAGGAUUUGCCUAAGAUAACAUAAAUGUCAUUAUUUUGGGGCAGGGAUAACAUAGGUACAGCAUCGAGAAGCUCUCUUUUCAUAGUCUAAGGCAGCUUUAUUUUUAAACAACUUAAUGUAUCUUUCUGACACUAUGCAUUCUACAGUGUUUUUUCUUUUGAGUGAAAUUUUUAAAUGUUAUUGUAUUUUUGGCACUGUGCUUUGAACAUUUUAUUAAAUAAAAAUUUUUGUUGCUAUGGAUUUUAAGUCCAGUUAUGGUAGUUUUCCUACAUAGAAUUUUACAUAGUAAAAGAUUGCUUUUUAAAAUAUGGCUUUAAUUCUCUGAAUAUUUUGCUGAUUAUAUCCAUUCCUUGUUAUUGAUAAAUUAUAAAACAUUUGUAUUUAUCAAAAAACUAAGUUAGUUAUUUAUCAUUUUUUUAAAAAAUCUACCAUUGUCAGACAUACAGUCAAUUCCAUAGCCCCAGAGAGGUACAGAGCUGUGCUCUUGAAUUUGGAGGAGAGGAGGAGGGAAGAACUUGCCGUGGAUUGAGCAAGGUUCAUGUACCCAGCUGAGCCAACCCUGGCUUCAAAGGAUAACUCAGCCAGCCCUCUUCUGUAAAGGGCCAGUAGCAAAUAAUGUAGACUUUUCUGACCAUACGAUCUCUGUCGCAAUUACUAAACUCUGCCGUUGGCCACAUAAAGCAGCUAUAGACAAUACAUGAAGGAAUGGGCGUA
Molecule: messenger RNA, 2520 nt
Organism: Trichechus manatus latirostris (Florida manatee)
Lineage: Eukaryota; Metazoa; Chordata; Mammalia; Sirenia; Trichechidae
Gene: UPF3A
Product: UPF3A regulator of nonsense mediated mRNA decay
Exons: 8
Coding region: 1-1104 (367 amino acids)
Biological process (GO): nuclear-transcribed mRNA catabolic process, nonsense-mediated decay; positive regulation of translation
Cellular component (GO): cytoplasm; nucleolus
Molecular function (GO): telomeric repeat DNA binding
Source: RefSeq, a predicted model, not a curated record